Galeopterus variegatus (Sunda flying lemur) is the source of this 4206-nucleotide messenger RNA. It is a transcript of the gene ZNF658, whose product is annotated as zinc finger protein 658. Bases 1 to 3222 code for a protein of 1073 amino acids. The transcript is spliced from 3 exons. Gene Ontology annotation, molecular function: DNA-binding transcription repressor activity, RNA polymerase II-specific. Lineage: Eukaryota; Metazoa; Chordata; Mammalia; Dermoptera; Cynocephalidae. Gene Ontology annotation, biological process: negative regulation of transcription by RNA polymerase II. The record is from RefSeq and is a predicted model, not a curated record.
AUGUUACAGGGAUCAGUGUCUUUUGAGGACGUGACUGUGGAGUUCUCCCAGGAGGAGUGGCAGCACAUGGGCCCUGCUCAGCGGACUCUGUACAGAGAUGUGAUGCUGGAGAACUACAGCCACCUCGUCUCACUGGGGUAUUGCAUUACCAAGCCCCUGGUGAUCUUCACGUUGGAGCAAGGAAAAGAACCAUGGUCAUUAGAAGAUGAAUUUCCAAAUCAGAAGUACCCAGGAUAUUACAAAGUUGAUGUCCACAUCAAGGGGAACCAGGACAAACAAGAGACGCCUCUAUGGCAAGUAAUAUUCAUCGAUGAUGAAACAUUGAGUAAAGAAGGACAGAAAGUUUUAGAAAAACCCCUUAAUCUGGGGCCACCUCCAGAUUUUUCAGGAAAAACAUCCUGUAAAUGUGACUCAUGUAGAAUGAAUUUGCCAAUUGUUUCUGAAUUAAUCAUUAGUGAAGGACACUCUUCAGGAAAGAAGGCUGAUUGUAUGAGUGCACAUGAAAAGUUGCAUCUUGAUAUUGAACAUGAGAAAACUCAUACUGGAGAGAAAUUUUAUGAAUAUAAUAAAAAUGUGAAAGCUCACAGUUAUAAGAAAGACCAGCAUCAGAAAUUUGAAACUUUGGAGCAAUCUUUUGAUUGUAAUCAGUUUGAAAAAGUUUUACAUAAUGAGAUCAUCUGUAUUAGAGCUGAGAGUUCUCCAGCAGGAGAGGAGUCAUGUAUAGGUGAUGAAUUUAGGAAAAACUGUAUUAAAACAACUCUUUAUAACCACACAGGAACUGACACAAGUGAGAAAUACUCAGAUCUUAAUGAAUGUGGGAAAUCCUGUGAUAAAACCACCAUUGUGGAAUAUAAUAAGGUUCACAUGGCCAUGACACACUAUGAAUGUAAUGAAAGUGGGGUUAAUUUCAGUAGGAAGUCACGCCUCACUCAACCUCAAAGAAGUGUUAUAGAACUGAGUGCUUUUGAAAACAAUAAAUGUGAGGAAAUCUUGAGCCAGAGUUCAGCCCAUGUAAUACAUCAGAAAACAGAAACUGAAGAUAAAUUCUGUGAACUUAAUGGAUGUACACAUGCCUUUUAUCAGAGGUUAGACCGUCAGAGAACUCACCCCAAGGAGAAACUCUACCAGUCUGGUGCAUGUGGGAAAUGCAGGAAAUCCUUUUACCAGAAAGCACACCUCAUUCAGCAUCAGAAGACCCACUCAGGGGAGAAACCUGAGGAAUGUGGGAAAUCCUUUUGUUCAAAUUCACACCCUGUUCAGCAUCAUGAAACUCAUGUGGGCAUCAAACUCUAUGAAUGUAAUGAAUGUGGAAAUGCCUUCUGUCAGAAGUCAAACCUCAGUGAACAUCUGAGGAUUCACACAAAGGAGAAACCUUAUGAUAACAAUGGCUGUGGGAAAUCUUAUGAGUCACUGCUCACAGGACACCAAAGAACAGACUCAGAGAUGAAACUCUAUCAAGGUAGUGAAAAUGGGAAAACAUUCUCCAAGACAGCUCAUCUCAAAGAACAUCAGAGAAUUUACACAGAAGAGAAACUCUAUGAAUGUACUGAAUGUGGGAAAACUUUUUCCAAGACAUCGCAUCUCAGAGCACAUCAGAGAAUUCACACUGGCAAAAAACCUUAUGAAUGUAUUGAAUGUGGGAAAACUUUCUCGAAGACAUCACAUCUUAGAGCACAUCAGAGAAUUCAUACUGGAGAAAAACCUUAUAAAUGUAUAGAAUGUGGGAAAACUUUUUCUCACAAGACGCACCUCAAUGCACAUCACAGAAUUCAUACAGGGGAGAAGCCCUAUGAAUGUAAUGAAUGUGGGAAAGCUUUUACCCAUAUUUCUGUUCUCAGAGCACAUCAAAGAAUUCACACGGGCGAGAAACCCUAUGACUGUAAUGAAUGUGGGAGGUCUUUUGCCCAUAUUUCUGUGCUCAGAGCACAUCAAAGAAUCCACACAGGGGAGAAACCCUAUGACUGUAAUGAAUGUGGGAGGUCUUUUGCCCAUAUUUCUGUGCUCAGAGCACAUCAAAGAAUCCACACAGGGGAGAAACCCUAUGAAUGUAAUGAAUGUGGGAGAUCUUUUACCUAUAAUUCAGCCCUCAGAGCACAUCAGAGGAUUCACACAGGGGAGAAACCCUACGAAUGUAAUGACUGUGACAAAACUUUUGCCCAUAAUUCAGCCCUUAGAGUACAUCAGAGAAUUCACACAGGAGAGAAACCCUAUGAAUGUAAUGACUGUGACAAAACUUUUGCCCAUAAUUCAGCCCUCAGAGCGCAUCAGAAAAUUCACACAGGGGAGAAACUCUAUGACUGUAAUGAAUGUGGUAAAACUUUUUCUCAGAAGACACACCUCAGUACACAUCAGAGAAUUCACACAGGUGAGAAACCCUAUGAAUGUAGUGAAUGUGGAAAAACUUUCUCUCAGAAAUCAUACCUCAGUGGACAUGAAAGAAUUCACACAGGCGAAAAACCCUAUGAGUGUAACAUAUGUGGGAAAUCUUUUGUCUAUAAGGCAGCCCUCUUAGUGCAUCAGAGAAUUCACACAGGAGAGAAACCGUAUGAGUGUAAUGAAUGUGGGAAAACUUUCUCCCAAAAAACACACCUCUGUGCACAUCAGAGAAUUCACACAGGGGAAAAGCCCUAUGAAUGCAGUGAGUGUGGGAAAACUUUUGCUGAUAAUUCAGCCCUCAGGGCACAUCACAGAAUUCACACAGGGGAGAAACCCUAUGAAUGUAAUGAAUGUGGGAAAACUUUCUCCAAAACAUCACAUCUCCAAGCACAUCUGAGAACUCGCACAGGAGAGAAACCGUAUGAGUGCAGUGAAUGUGGGAAAAUGUUCUCUGAGAAGUCAUAUGUCAGUGCACAUCAGAGAGUUCACACGGGGGAGAAACCCUAUGCAUGUGAUAUAUGUGGGAAACCAUUUGCCCAUAAUUCAACCCUCAGAGUGCAUCAGAGAAUUCACACAGGUGUGAAAUCCUAUGCAUGUAACGAAUGUGGGAAAAGUUUCUCCCAGAAGUCACAUCUUAGUGCACACCAAAGAACUCAUACAGGGGAGAAACCCUAUGAGUGUAAUGAAUGUGGGAAAGCUUUUGCCCAAAAUUCAACUCUCAGAGUACAUCAGAGAAUUCACACAGGGGAAAAACCCUAUGAGUGUGAUGCAUGUGGGAAAACUUUUGUCCGUAAGGCAGCUCUUAGAGUACAUCACACCAGAAUGCACACCAGAGAGAAAACCUAACAUGAAAUAAACUUGGGAAGUCCUGAAGGAACUCAAACCUUAGAUAACACACAGUGGGGAAACAUGUCACAUAAACUGGCUAAUUGUUUCCCUUAUACAUUUCCAUUUACACUAGGCACAUAGCUUGUCAAAAUUUCUCAGUUUGAAAAGGCAGUGGUAUAGUGGUGAGCAUAGCUGCCUUCCAAAAUUUCUCAAUUUGUUACUCAUAUGGGGGGCUGGCCAUGGAAUGUGAUGCUAAUGAUAGCUAUUACAUUUAAGCCUGGCACUUAAGCAAAUCACCUUACAUUCUUCCUGGUCCAUGUUAAGGUGGAAUGAAGAUGAUUUCCACAGCAAACUUGGGCCCUGUGCACUGAACAUGGUACAGCACAAAGUGAAAGAAGCUAGAAUCUGAACAGUUGUGUGGAACAGUACUCUCCACGUCCAGACCUUCCCCCAUUGGCUCCUUUUUAGAAAAGCAAUAGUUAAGUUUGUAUUCUGUUGGGUUCUUCCAGGUUUGGUCUGUUAAGUGGUAUGAAUUCCUAUCAAUAUAAACGUCAGAAGACCUAUAAGAAUUCAACUUUUUGUAUGUCAGAGACUACAUAUAAGAAAGAAAAGUUCUGUCAACAUCAUGACUAAUCCUUUAUUAAAAAUCUGAAAAAUCUCAGGGAAAAACACAAAAGCCUUUACCAUAAAGUGAAUUGAAUUAAACAUCAAGUAGACUAAAAUUUUAUGUUUUGAAUAAAUGACAUUUUUCAACAAAUACUGAAAGUUUAGUUUCAGGUAAUUUAUUCUGAGGAUAUGUAUCAGUUUCAGGAUUGAGGAUAAAACCUUCACCUAGAAGUGAUGUACCAAAACUUGUGUUUUUAUGUAAUAUCAAAAGUUUUUAUAGAAAAUAUGUAAGAAAACAGUUACCUAUAGAUAAAGCCACUAUAAGAUGUGAAGUUUUAAAACUGGAGGAAUAACUUGAAUUCUGUAGACAACACCAAUAAAUGUUUGUGAAUAGUC